Messenger RNA from Helianthus annuus (common sunflower), 5091 nucleotides. Its product is annotated as disease resistance-like protein DSC1. Gene Ontology annotation, cellular component: plasma membrane; plasmodesma. Gene Ontology annotation, molecular function: ADP binding; transmembrane receptor protein tyrosine kinase activity; ATP binding. The transcript has 11 exons. NCBI's taxonomy places the organism in Eukaryota, Viridiplantae, Streptophyta, Magnoliopsida, Asterales, Asteraceae. Bases 715 to 4770 code for a protein of 1351 amino acids. Gene Ontology annotation, biological process: protein autophosphorylation; signal transduction; defense response. The record is from RefSeq and is a predicted model, not a curated record.
GUCCCUUCUUCAGUUUACAACUUCAAUGCUCUCAGAUCUGGUUUCAAUGGCCUCUAGUUCAUCCUCUGGCGCUUCUUCUGUUAGCAGCUAUGAUGUGUUUCAAAGCUUUAGAUUUCCAUCAGCCUAAUUGAUUGUUUUUUUCUUUUUAUUCUAAAAGACCAAAGACUAUUCGUCCCUUCUUCACUUUGUAACUUCAAUUCUCAGAUCUGAUUUCAAUGGCCUCUAGUUCCUCCACUACUGUUAUGGCUUCUUCUUCUUCUUCUUCUUCUUCUGGUGCUGGUGAUAAACCUUGCAGCUAUGAUGUCUUUUUAAGCUUUAGUGGCGAAGAUACUCGAAAUUCUUUUACAGAUCAUCUCUACCAUAAAUUAAUUCACGCGGGUAUUCGUACCUUUAGAGACAACGAAGAAAUAAACAGAGGUGAAGAAUUGAAACCUGAGAUUGAGAGAGCGAUUAAAGCAUCCAAGGCUUCGGUAGUUGUAUUGUCAAAGAAUUAUGCAACCUCGGCUUGGUGCCUUGAUGAGCUUCUGCUCAUCCUGGAGCAAAGAUGGGAGUGUAAUCAUUUUGUUCUACCUGUUUUCUAUGGCGUUGACCCCACGGAUGUUAGGCAUCAAAAAGGAAGUUUCGCCAUAAAAGUCAAACCUUCUCCAAAGUGGACAGAUCAGAACGUAAACCAAUGGAAGACAGCUCUUACGGAGGUUGCUAAUUUGGCCGGCCAUGUUGCUUCUGGAAACAAGCAUUUUGAAGGAAAUUGUUGAUACAAUUUACAAUAAGCUAGAUCGCAAACGUGUACAUCUUCCAUCUAAUAUAACAGGGGUAGCCACUCGUUAUGAGGACAUCAGUUCCUGGUUAGAGGAGUGCAACCUUGAGUUUUUAUCGAUCUGCGGUAUGGCAGGAAGUGGCAAGACAACGCUUGCCAAAUACAUAUACGAUUCAAACUGGAAAUCGUUUGAAUAUGCGAGUUUUGUUGAAAACAUUGGUAGUAGAUGUGAUUUACAUGAACUACAAGAACAACUACUUAAAGAUAUUUUAGGAGGGGAAAAGAGAAAAGUACCUUGUGUUUCUAGAGGUACGUGUAUGAUUGAGGAGGCCCUGGAAAUGAACAAGGCACUCAUUGUUCUUGAUGACAUUGUUGAACAUAAACAGUUAGUUGCUUUAAUAGGUACAGGGAAGAUUAAUGCACAAACCAAGAUUAUAAUCACCACAAGGGAAAACACAGAUACUUGGUUUGACUUGUCAUGCUGGAGGUCUCAAAAGUAUGAAAUGAAAUUAUUGAAUGGUGAUGAAUCGUCAGAACUUUUAUGUCAUCAUGCUUUUAGAUCCAAAAUUCCUACAACAGGCUUUCAGGAGGUUGUAUCACGGGUGGUUCAAUAUUGUGAAGGAAAUCCACUUGCUCUAGAAGUGGUGGGCUCAUCUCUGUACAAGAAUGAUUCCACCUCGUAUUGGGAAAGUCUUUUAAAAUCUUUUGAAAGAGAUGUCGAUUCUCGAAUUCAAGAUGUACUCAUACGAAGCUACGAGGAAUUGCCAUCUGAUACUGUAAAGGGGUUGUUUUUGCACAUUGCUUGUUUUUUUGUUGGCAUAGACAAGGAUUAUGUUGUAAAGAUAUUGGAGCCGGAUUACUCAGCAAUAUCUGGGAUCACAGUCCUAAUUAACAAAUGUCUUCUUUCUGUUUCACCAAACAAAGUGCUCAUGAUGCAUAGAUUGGUUCAAGAGAUGGGCAAAAACAUAGUCCGUAAAGAAUCCAAAUACUUCCCUGCAAAAUGUAGUAGAGUCUGGCUUAGUAUUGACUCCUAUAAGAUAUUGAGCAAGGGAAAGGGUUCAAAAACGGUAGAAGGACUAGCACUAGACAUGAAACUGUUGCGGGAAGAUAAGCUUGCACUCAAGGCAUCAUACCUUGAAACGGGCGCAUUUAAAAAAAUGGUAAAUUUAAAAUUGCUCCAACUAAAUUUUGUGGAACUCAAAGGAUCAUAUAAGCAUGUUUCUGAAGAUUUAAGAUGGCUUUGCUGGCAUGGAUUUCAUUUAGAAAUCCUACCCGCUGACUUAUGCGUUGAAAACUUGGUGGCUAUAGAUAUGAGCUCUAGUAACUUGGAAGUGUUUGAACCCCCUACGGAUAUUCAGUCAUUGAAGAUUUUAAAUCUUAAAGACUCUUACAAACUAAGGGAAAUCCGCAACAUGAUCAGGAUGCCUAAUCUUGAGACAUUGAUUCUUUGGAACUGUUACAGUUUGGUUAAUAUUUGUGAAAGCCUUGGAGCUCUUUCAAGUCUUACACUAUUGCACAUGUCAGGGUGUAAAAACCUAUUCAGUUGGGAGCAUACAGAACCUACUUUUUCCUUCCCAGUUUCAUUACACCGGCUAUUCCUCAAAGACUGCCAUCUACAAUGUAGUGAUUCUUUUCCUUUGAGUUUCAUUUUUCAACCAGAUUUGCAGUAUCUGAAUUUAGGAAAUAGUCGAUUUGAGUCCUUGUCUUGCUAUGAUCAUCUUAAAAGUCUUCGGGUUCUUGACCUGAGUUUUUGCUCUAGACUCAAAUACCUUAUAUGCCUCCCUGGUACACUUUCAGAAUUGUAUAUAUAUUACUGUGAGUCACUAGAGAAAAUAACUUUCCAAUCACAUCGAUUCCCUUUGCAAGAGCUUGGUUACGAAGGCUGUGUUAACUUGUAUGAAAUUGAAGACUAUGUCAAAUUGGUGCCCAUAGCUAAAUUAGAUGAAACUGAUUUGGGACACAUGGAGUGGCUAAAAGAAUAUCAGAAUCAUGAAGUGUGCCUUGUUGGUGAUGAUGAGCUCACAGUAGGCAGAAGUUGGCAUAUCCAGAUGUUGUACGAAUUUAAUAUUAUGAGCACAUCUCUGCCAAAUGUAAAUGACCCAAGGAUGACACCUGAGUAUAUGUCAGAAUCAUCUUCUUUGUCCUUUGAUGUACCUUCGUGUCCUAAAAAUAAGAGGCUCAAAGGAAUUAAUGUAACUUUCAAGUAUUCAGUAUCAAGUGUUGAUUGGGCAUGGUUUUGUAAAGUCAGUACCACGAAUGGUGUUGUUGAUUUAAUCUACAACCCUAAAGUCUUUGGCAAACCGGAAUGUGGUGAAGUAGGCAUAUGGUUAAGCUAUUGGCCAAUUGGAAAUACAUUGGACUUUGGAAACACUGUUCAUGUCUCUAUUGUUGUGAUGAGUGGAUUGGAGGUGCAUGAAUGUGGUGUGAGCCUUGUGUAUUCCGAUAAGGAAACCAUGGAAAAUAACAUGGGAGGGGUAGAAAUUUUUGGAGGAGAUUUGUCUGGAUUUGAACUAAGCACAGGAGCGUACUAUCUUUGUCGGCGUGAUUUUUUUUCGUUAAUGGAGGUUGGUAGAUUGACUCGUGAUUGGUUUAGGAUUUUAGUUGGUGAUACCAUUGACUACACCGAGGUAAGAGGAUGGAGAAAGACUGGUCGACCAAAACAGGUGAAUGAUCCAUCAUUUACAGAGUUAAAAACUGUUAGAUGUAUCAUCUAUGGUCCUCAAGUGGAUGAUACUUACAAGAUUGCAGAGAUGUCCAAAUCAUCUUUGGGCGAUGACACAGUGGCAUUCACAUCAAGUUUGCUUAAGGAAGAAACAAUUGAUGAGAUUGAGGCAGUGGAGGAAAUUAAUGUCAAGCAGUAUAAGUCUCGCGAUGAGACAUCUGAUCGUUACUCACAUGCAAGAAUAAUGAAACCUGCAACUGGAGAGGGCGAAAUUGUGUCUUCUUCAACUUCGGCAUAUCCAUGUCGCCGUUUUUCUCUUGCAAAAAUUCAAUCUGCAACCAAUAACUUUUCUGAUGAACUAGUCAUUGGAUGGGGUGGAUUCGGAAAAGUGUACAAAGGUCAAAUUUUUAGUGAAGAAGCUGGUCACAUUGUAGCCAUCAAAAGGAGGGAUUCUAUGUCCUACUUUGGGGAACCUGAAUUUAAGGCUGAGAUCGAUACACUUUGUACAUUUCACCACGUUCACUUGGUGUCUCUCGUUGGCUAUUGUGAUGAUAAUGAGGAGAAAAUCCUUGUUUAUAAAUAUAUGCCAAAGGGAAGCCUCUACGAUCAGCUACACAAUGUUCAUACUCCUUUAAGUUGGGUUACACGGCUCAAGAUAGCCAUAGGUGCUGCACGUGGUUUGGAGUACCUUCAUAUCGGUGUCCGCACCCAACAUGGAGUCAUACAUCGUAACGUCAAGAGUUCAAACAUUCUUUUAGAUGAGAACUGGGUGGCGGUGAUUUCGGGUUUGGGGUUGUGCAUAGCUGGUCCAACCGAUCAGUCGAUUCCUUAUGUUGAAGACACUGUUAAAGGCACAUUUGGGUAUCUUGAUCCAGAGUAUUUUUUUACUAGAAAAUUAACUUAUAAAGCAGAUGUGUAUGCGUUUGGGGUUGUAUUAUUUGAAUUGCUAUCUGGAAGGCUUCCGAUAGACGAUGACAAAGAGGAGGACGAGCGUAGUUUGGUAAGGUGGGCUCAAAAAAGUUUUAAGGAAAGAAAAUUAAAUCAUAUGGUUGAUUCUAAUAUCAAGGGAACAAUCUCAUCCAAAUGUUUCAGACAGUUCGCUCAAAUAGCAGAUCGUUGUGUUCACCGUGUUCCAGAAGAACGGCCUACCAUGAGUGAGCUAGUAGCCUCACUUGAGGCUUUACUGGAACUGCAGGAGAAAUCUGACAGUUCUGCCAAGUCAUCAAGCAUAAUGGGUUUCCCUUGGAAGAUCAAGAAAUACUUUGUUCCCGCGACUAAACCAAACCCUGAGGAAAGCGGGACAAGUUCACAAAAGAGCCAUGACAAGAACAAGAAGCGGGAUGAUGAGUGAGUGGUCAGAGAAGUAAAAAUGUACAGAUAUGAAAGGUUGAAGCUAGCUAAGAUUGUUGGCGGAGCAUAACAAGUUCAUACGAUGAAGACUGAGGAGCUGCUUGAGUGAUGUUCACAAAGUUAUUGGGUUUUUUAAUUUGUCAAGUUUUAUUAUCCAUCCAUUUAUGUCAUGUUAAAUAUGAUAAAUAACCUGUUUAAGCCUACUGGGUGGUUCAAUCUAAAUGAUACAUACUUAUCCGGAUUUGAAAGCUACUGGUGUUAGCCAUUUAAGCUAACUAGGUUGAUCUGUUUAUUUUGGUUAAUUAAUUCGGUUUUCGCUUUU